UAAUCGUUCUUGAGCUAUAAUGCGCUCAACGCGACCUGCUGUCAGAUUCAUAAAACUUGUAAACUCCGCCCACUCGACAGCCGGCGUCUAUUGACAGAAAGUCGCGGCGGCGGCGUGGACGUGCAAUCCUCGCGGAGUCAGAUCACCGCGUCCGCGAUAAGCCCGUCACAUGUGGCCACCAGCUCAUUGUGACGUUGACACUUUUUGUACGUGACCGACAGCCGACAGUGUCGCGACCAGGCUGGCUCCGAAGAACGCCUCCAUUCGGGAUUCCGCUGUCACGAGCAAUGGAGAGGCGUAAAAGGCGCAACAACCCGCCCAAGCGUUGUGCUUGAAGCUCCCCGGCUGGAGCGUCGCCCAAACACGCGAGCCGCUUCCUGCGCCACGACGACAUGGACAACCCGGCCGCCGAGAACCCCGGCAGGGCUGCGGAGUAUUUGCAAGAGCUCAACAAGAUCAUCGAGACCCAGCAGGAGCUACUGGAGAGGCAGCGGGCGCGGAUCGAGGAGCUGGAGCGGCAAGUGUGCGACUUGUGUACCGAGAACGGCUGCCUGAAGGAGCGCUACCAGCGGCACCUGGCGAGCUGCAGGCUACUACAGGGCGCCGAGAGCCCGCAGUCGCUCGGGGCCAUCCAGGAGCAUAUCGCACAUGACAAGUCUGAUGGUGAUGCAUCCAGGAUGAUCAGGCGACACGCCUCCCUGCCUGUCCAAGUCUCCGAGCCUCCUGGAAGCAUCGUGUCUGUUGGCAGCCGAGGAGUCGUCCCAUGUCGCAAGUGGAAGUCUGCUUCCUUUGGUGUGGAAGGGGACGGACGGUCCAAUGAGAGCGGCGCUUCCCUAGAUCCAGGAGCAGGAUAUGGGCCAGGUCCGGUGACUCACGGGUCGGCCAUCAGUCCCGAUCGUUUUGAGAGCUCCCUCUACGGCCACGGGGUUCAGCCUGGCCCUCAGAGACCCCGUCGGCCUAAGCUGCAGCACUCACAGUCCAUCCUUCGGAAGCAGGCGGAGGAGGAGGCCAUCAAGCGCUCUCGCUCGCUCUCGGAGAGCUAUGAGCUCUCCGCCGACCUUCAGGAUAAACAGGUGGAGAUGCUGGAGCGCAAAUAUGGCGGGCGAUUCAUAACGCGGCACGCGGCUCGCACGAUCCAAACCGCCUUCCGCCAGUAUCAGAUGAACAAGAAUUUUGAACGUCUCAGGAGCUCCAUGUCUGAAAAUCGCAUGUCCAGACGCAUCGUUCUCUCCAACAUGAGGAUGCAGUUGUCGUUUGAGGGUGCCGAGAAAGUGCACAGCUCCUACUUUGAAGGGAGGCAGGUGUCCAUGACGGAGGACGGCGCCCCGUUGUCCAUGUUGCAGUCAGAAUGUGGGGAUAUACAGGUCCACCAGCAGGCCAAUAUGGCGUCUCAUCCGCCCCCACAGGGUGAUCUGACGGAUGCCAUCACGGAACUCGAGGACGCCUUCUCCAGACAGGUCAAAUCCCUGGCCGAGUCGAUAGACGAUGCACUGAACUGCCGCAGCCUUCAGGGGGAUGAAGGUCCGGACCCUGAGGUGGAGAGGGAGGUUCCCUAUCGGCUGAAGUCGCACUGCAGGGCAGCUGGACACAUUCACGAUGACUCGGUGGCAUCGUAUAGCGAUGUUACUCUGUUCAUUGACGAGGACGACAUGUCACCUCCCAUUGCUCUGUCGAGGGCGGGAGAGCAGGCCCCUAGCACGGAAUCAGACUUGCGCUUGCGGUCAGUUAACUCCUCCCAGGACUACUGGCCUAUCGACCCUAAAGAUGAGGGUCGUGACACGGACACGAGCUGCCGCAGCACUCCUUCUCUGGAGUGCCAAGAGCAGCGUCUGAGAAUGGACCACCUUCCUUUGUUGACGAUAGAACCUCCUAGCGACAGCUCCGCCGAGUUAAGCGAUCGCUCCGAACGGGGCUCGGUCAAAAGGCCGCCUGCGUACGAGCCUCACGGCCACAUUGUAACCUCAUCCCAGGCAAGCCCCAAACAUAUUUCCCACGGACCUCCGCCACGAGCGCCGUCACGUGAUGACGAUGCGCCUCUGCGUCACCGCCACCGCCAGCUGGAGAGCCACCUCGCUAUCAACGGCUCAGCCAAUCGUCAGAGCAAGUCCGAGUCCGACUUUUCGGAUGGGGACAACGACAGCAUCAACAGCACGUCGAACUCCAAUGACACGAUCAACUGUAGCUCCGAGUCCUCGUCGAGGGACAGCCUACGAGAGCAGACCCUCAGCAAGCAGACCUACCACAAAGAGACCCGCAACAGCUGGGAUUCUCCCAUCUUCAGCAACGACGUGAUUCGCAAGAGACAUUAUCGCAUCGGCUUGAAUCUCUUCAACAAGAAGCCAGAGAAGGGCAUCCAAUACUUGACCGAGAGGGGCUUCAUCCCUGACACGCCGGUUGGUGUGGCUCAUUUCUUGCUGCAAAGGAAAGGCCUGAGCAGGCAGAUGAUCGGCGAGUUCCUCGGAAAUAGACAGAAACAGUUCAACAGGGAUGUCUUGGACUGUGUGGUAGAUGAAAUGGACUUCCAGAGCAUGGAGCUGGAUGAAGCCCUCAGGAAGUUUCAGAACCACAUCCGUGUCCAGGGAGAAGCCCAGAAGGUGGAACGACUCAUUGAAGCCUUCAGCCAGCGCUACUGCAUCUGCAACCCGACGGUGGUGCGGCAGUUUCGGAACCCGGAUACGAUUUUCAUCCUGGCCUUCGCCAUCAUCCUCCUCAACACAGACAUGUACAGCCCCAAUGUCAAGCCUGAGAGGAAGAUGAAGCUGGAGGAUUUCAUCAAGAACCUAAGAGGCGUGGAUGAUGGGGAGGAUAUACCCAGGGAGACCCUGGUUGGAAUCUAUGAGAGGAUCCGAAAGCGGGAACUCAAGACCAAUGAAGACCACGUGUCACAGGUCCAGAAGGUUGAGAAGCUCAUUGUUGGGAAGAAACCAAUUGGAUCACUCCAUCAUGGCCUGGGAUGUGUUCUGUCACUGCCCCAUCGCCGGUUGGUGUGUUACUGCCGCCUCUUUGAAGUGCCAGAUCCAAACAAGCUCCAGAAGCUGGGCCUACAUCAGCGGGAGAUCUUCCUGUUCAAUGACCUACUCGUGGUGACAAAGAUUUUUCAGAAGAAGAAGAACUCUGUGACGUACAGCUUCAGGCAGUCCUUCUCCCUUUAUGGCAUGCAAGUCAUGCUAUUUGAAAACCAAUAUUACCCAAAUGGAAUCAGACUUACAUCAGCCAUCCCAGGUGCGGACAUCAAAGUCCUCAUCAACUUUAAUGCACCCAACCCCCAGGACCGCAAAAAGUUCACAGACGACCUGCGAGAAUCCAUUGCUGAGGUUCAGGAAAUGGAGAAAUACAGAAUAGAAUCCGAGCUUGAGAAGCAAAAGGGGGUGGUGAGGCCCAGCAUGUCGCAGAGCUCCGGCUUGAAGAAAGAGACUGGGAAUGGCAGCAUGAAUCGUGCAAGUCUGGAUGACACCUAUGCCAUGGGUGAAGGUCUCAAGAGGAGCGCCCUCAGCAGCUCCCUGCGAGAUCUCUCCGAAGCAGGCAAGCGGGGGCGUCGCAGCAGUGCAGGAUCACUAGACAGCAAUAUGGAAGGGUCCAUCAUUAGCAGCCCACACACACGCCGAAGGGCCACCACCCCGCGUGAGGUCACCUCACGCGAGCAUCCCCCCCUCCCCACUUCGGCAUCCACCUCCAUCCUGGGCUCGCUAUUUGGCAGCAAGAGAGGCAAACCGCCCUCCCAGAGCCACGGGCCUUACCCGCCGCCUGGUCACCCCACGCUCAUAUCCCACAAGCCCCACCCGACCAACCUGCACCACACGGCGCAGGUGGUGCAGGGCGGGCCGCUGCCUCACCACGGCCACCACCCGCAGUACUGCCAAGUCCCUCAGAACCCGCCGCCUUACCACCACCACCACCACUACCACCCGCCGCCGCACACGCAGUACCACAAGCACCCCGCCUACUCCUCGCACGCUCAUCCGCACGCCCAGCACAGCCACUUCAGCCAGCAUCCGCAUCACAGCUCCCACUCGCAGCACGCUCCCCACCACCACAGUAGCCAGCAAGCAGGCGCGGCACCCGGCGGACCCAAAAGCAAACACAGUGGCAUCAGCACCGUCGUGUGAUGACAUGGCGGCGAGGAGGGACUGUUUCUGGCACCAAAGGGACUUGAUCGACGGCGCGGCUUGACGGCCUGUCCACUGUGUUUUACUGCUGCUGCCAUGAAAACCUACCUGCAGGCACUGUUUCAUCUCCACGUCCAACUAAGAAGCAGGAUGGACACUUGGACCACAACUAUCCCACCAGGGGCCUUUAUUAAUAGUUUGUUUCAUUCCGGGUUUGCCCCCACUGCCUCUUCCCCCCCCCCCACCCCCACCCCCUCCAUCACCAGGGUUCAGCGGUGGCGGGUGGGUCUGUGCAGGGAGAUGCCCUUUGUUGUUCACAACACACGCACACACAUUGCCGGGCUGCCCCCCCCCCCUCAUGCCCCCCGCAUAUAAUCUGGAGGACCAACACCCUGGCACAUCAAUGAUGGGGCAUUGCCGUGCACAGCUUUUUCAGUUUGCAAGUCCCACAGAUGCUCUUUGUCCUUGCCUCCGAUAGAGCUCACAUGUAAUCAAGCUAUAAUCAUUUGACUCAAACCGGAGGACAGGUAAGCAACGUCCGAGUCAUAUUAGUUCUAGUGCUGUAUUUACUGUAGAUGACAGCUGUACGUGUUGUCUCCUAGCGCUCAUACAUAAAUGUGCCAAUUAUUAACACAAUCUAUUUAGUCAAGACUUCCUGUACAGUAUGUCGUGCGUAAUUUGUAAGAUUAUACUUACAAUCAUUAUUAUCAGCAAAAAGUAUCAGUAUUAUACUGACUCCGGGGGUAGCGAGCUUGUAGAUGCGGAAGCAGUGAAUCAGCCUAUCUUGGCCUUUCCAAAGGAGGCAAAGGAGCUUUGAGAUGGCAGCUGUCGCAAAGGCACAACAUUGACUCUUCUCGUCGACGGCCCCUUGGAAGUACAACUUUGUCAUUGUAACUCACAAAAUUAGAUUUUCGACGGAGGCGACUGUUAAAACAAAUGCUCGCAACAGGUGCCGUUGCCACUCGUUAAAUCCAACUCGAAACCUUUUUGUGAAUGUUUUUUUCCUUUUCUGCUUUUACCCGUUUUUUUUUUACCCUCACCGACAAGUUUUGGCGAGUGACUGAAAUCCGUUCAUACACAGUGAAGUCUUUUGUUUUUGGAUCAAAUGUGCAAUAUCUUUGUACUGAUUAGGAAAAGCAAGCAAAGUGUCCCUAAAAUUUGUGCAGUUUGUUUGUUUGUUUGCUUGUUAUUUAUUUUUGUUUUUUGGGCCCCUCUCAGUCUAAAUUAAUGAUCGCUGCAAGGCUCAGAGCCCGGUGGAAUGUCUCGUGAUUUUUUUGCAUGUACUGUUAGUGAUGUGAGGUUGUCCUCUGCACAUUGUAUAACAAAUCAGUGUUACCAUAGCAAGUUUAAGUGCAAUCAUGUUCCCAAAUGCAGACUUGUACUGAGAGCAAAAGUCUUCUGUUAUCCAGAAUGAAAUUCGGGUGAUAGAUAAACCUUUUUUCCUGCCUCCAUUUAGGAAUAUAUUAAUACCUACAAGGGGACUAUAGAGAGAGAAGGAAUGUGUGUAUAUAUUUUAUUAAAGGAAUUUUCUUGGGCUGAGCAGAUAUAUUUUGCUGGACAAGCACAUAAAAUAACUUGUUUUGUUUCAAUAAAUGCAGUUAUACCGCAGAAAUGUAAAGUGAACAAAGAAACUUGGAGUAUGUAAAGAAUAACUUUGUACAUUCAACAAAUAAGAGUCUAUUCUGGUGUGCACAUUGGUGACAGUAGACAAUUUGUUCCAAUAUUCAGGUUGUACAUGCAUAUUAAGAGUCACAAAGAAAUCCAUGGCCAGCGAUCAGGCUUCCUACCUUCCAGGUUCUCACAUAUCGGACGGGAGCGAUCAAACUGAAUGUCUCUUUCUUUUGCGUUCGAUGUUCUGCUAUGAUUCGGACCCUCAAGUCCCUUUCGUGUUUGCUGUGUGUUGUCUACAGUCAAUUCUUUGUGAGACGGAACCCCAACAAUGCACUGCAUGAAUCUGAUGCAUCACAAGUCACUGUGAGCUGAAUGGUGGGUGGGGGCGGUGGAGGGGGAAUUCAGCCAAUCAUCGAAACUGGCUUCGUUUUUCUUUUGUUUUGUUUUUGGGUUGUUUGUUUUGUUUUAUGGUUUGGAGUUUGCCAGUGUUGCCGUGUUCUUGUUGUUUUUGGUGUUCGGCCGGUUAAUAUUGAAUGAAGCUCAGCAUGCAUUUCAUCAACAAAGCCAUUGUGUGUACAUUCGAAACCUGAAGAACAUUGCACUUCCUUCGCUGAGGGCUUUCGUUGUGUAAAUAUGAGAUUUGGAUGUGCAAACUGCUUGGAAGGAGGAUUUAUCUUUACGAAGGUGUAAAGGGACCAAGUUGGUGGUUAUAUGAUACUGUACAUAUUGUGAAUAUGAUCCAUACUUUAUUCUGAUAUCUGCAGUUUUGAUCAGGAUGUACAAACAUCGCCUCAUAGAAUGAGUGAGGGUUCAACAUAUCGAUUGUCUCGGGAACUGACAUUUGCUGUAGAGAUCAAAAGCAGACUGUUAGAAAAGUUCGCUGCCAUUUUCAUCACUCUCCUUCCGUGCAAACACACACAAACAUCAGACAAAUGCAUCUUGACGCAAGCUGUGUAGUCUGGUGUGAGAAUCAUCAAAAAAAAGUGGACACGCAAAAAAGGAAAACACAAGAAUGGCCUCAUUUAUGUGUGCAUUCUGUUUGUACAGUGAGUAGUGAGUCAGUAAGACCCCAGUUAUUGUAAAACUUCAACUGUGACAAUGUUGAGAACGCAAAAUAAAACAAAUAUAUGACUUAUGGUAA
Messenger RNA from Hippocampus zosterae (dwarf seahorse), 6858 nucleotides. RefSeq names its product IQ motif and SEC7 domain-containing protein 1-like. The transcript is spliced from 16 exons. The coding region runs from base 393 to 4106 and encodes 1237 amino acids. Gene Ontology annotation, biological process: actin cytoskeleton organization; regulation of ARF protein signal transduction. Gene Ontology annotation, molecular function: guanyl-nucleotide exchange factor activity; protein binding. The record is from RefSeq and is a predicted model, not a curated record. Lineage: Eukaryota; Metazoa; Chordata; Actinopteri; Syngnathiformes; Syngnathidae.